Molecule: messenger RNA, 1034 nt
Organism: Cicer arietinum (chickpea)
Lineage: Eukaryota; Viridiplantae; Streptophyta; Magnoliopsida; Fabales; Fabaceae
Product: small ribosomal subunit protein uS3x
Biological process (GO): translation
Cellular component (GO): nucleus; cytosolic small ribosomal subunit
Molecular function (GO): RNA binding; structural constituent of ribosome
Source: RefSeq, a predicted model, not a curated record
AUAUAUUCCGUUCUUAACCUUUAACCAGUACUCUCGCAGAACUAGGGUUUUUGGUAUUCAUAGCGUGUGCGUCUUCCCUACCCGCGGUUUCAUUCCACCUCUGAAACAACAUGGCUACACAGAUGAGCAAAAAGCGAAAGUUCGUCGCUGACGGAGUUUUUUUCGCUGAAUUGAAUGAGGUUUUGACAAGAGAACUUGCUGAGGAUGGUUAUUCUGGUGUAGAGGUUAGGGUUACCCCGAUGCGCACCGAAAUCAUCAUCAGAGCUACUCGUACCCAAGCUGUUCUUGGUGAGAAGGGAAGGAGGAUUAGAGAACUUACCUCAGUGGUACAGAAGAGGUUUAAGUUUCCUGAGAACAGUGUUGAGCUUUAUGCUGAGAAAGUUAACAACAGAGGACUUUGUGCAAUUGCUCAGGCUGAGUCUCUUCGCUACAAGCUCCUCGGUGGUCUUGCUGUUCGCAGGGCCUGCUAUGGUGUUUUGAGAUUUGUCAUGGAAAGUGGUGCCAAGGGUUGCGAGGUCAUUGUUAGUGGAAAAUUGAGAGCCCAGAGAGCCAAAUCCAUGAAGUUCAAGGAUGGUUACAUGAUUUCUUCUGGGCAACCAGUCAAGGACUACAUCGACUCUGCAGUGAGACAUGUGCUCCUUAGACAGGGUGUUCUUGGAAUUAAGGUGAAGAUCAUGCUUGAUUGGGAUCCUAAAGGUAAACAAGGUCCUAAAACUCCCCUUCCUGAUAUUGUCACCAUUCACUCUCCAAAGGAAGAGGAAGAGUACAUCCGACCUGCUGCUGUUCUGGCAAAUGAUAUUGAGGUCCCUGUUGUUGUUGCUUAAAAUGUUUUGAAAAACAGUAGUCCUUUUAAUUAGCUGAGCGCCUGGUUUGCUUUUUUGUUGCAUGCAAUGUUUGUUGUCAAAGACUCCAUCACAAUUUUUGUAGUCUGACUGUCUAAGAUGUUGUUAUACUCGGUUGCAAGUAUUUAAGCGUUAUUUGUUCUUCUUUUAAUCAUCCUCUUUAGCAAGGAAAACUUUUCCAUUUGAUGUUUA